GUACGAUCGUCGCUUUUGUAUUCUUGCUCAAAUGAUGACGUAAAGUAUAACGAACAACUUAUUAAGGAAAUAGAAGCAAUAUUAGCUAGUACAUUCUCAGGGGAAAAAGAACGUUUACAGAGUUUGAAAGAAUCCGUAGAUAUUUUAGAUCCGCCAGACAUUGAUGCAAAAGAAAACCGUUUGUUUGGAAAUCCACCGACAACUAUAGUAGGAACAUUAUUUUCAGCUAAUC
This is a messenger RNA of Cetraspora pellucida, 232 nucleotides long. Lineage: Eukaryota; Fungi; Glomeromycota; Glomeromycetes; Diversisporales; Gigasporaceae. The record is from the annotation of a GenBank genome assembly.